Molecule: messenger RNA, 1620 nt
Organism: Suhomyces tanzawaensis NRRL Y-17324
Lineage: Eukaryota; Fungi; Ascomycota; Pichiomycetes; Serinales; Debaryomycetaceae
Exons: 2
Coding region: 1-1620 (539 amino acids)
Cellular component (GO): lipid droplet
Source: RefSeq, a predicted model, not a curated record
AUGCCAGAAUCGAAGUACCAUCCGUCGAAGGUCGUGGCCCUUUUUGUUGCUCAGUUUGAUAUCCGGUCAGGCUACCAGCUUGUUUGGUCAAAAUGUUCGGUGCCAGGAAUGUCCUUGGACGGCUUGGACUACAAGGCGUUACCUUCGGGCAUCCACGAGUACCAGAAGGCCACCGUGUUACUUAGCCACAGUCACCAAAAUAAGCUUUACUACGGACAGAGCCGAUUUCGCCAGUACAUCGUGGGGGACCAGCCCCACGAAGGAAGCAUCGACAGAGACACCGUCAAGAUGUUUUCCGUUGGGGUGGUGUGCGAUCCCACCGCCAGCCAACUGGCAGUGGCUCAUACAAAUUGGAAACCCAACGAGUUCAUCAAUAAUGGCUGGGAAUACUCCGAGAUUUUGGACACCAACUUGGAACAGUUUCUUCAGGAAGGAAACUACGCCAACUACGACAUCUUCGAGCGCCUCUACCAAUCGCUCACCUCCCACAUAACCCACCUCAGUGUAGUGCCUCUCCAGCCUGACAUCAACCACCACUUGUUGACCAAGUUGCCCAACUUCGUGGACUUGUUUGGGCCACUCAUCUUUAUUCUCUUCAAGCAGAGCUUGUUGAGAAAACGGGUGUUGAUUUUCAACCGCAAUCACGGCAACAAUGCCGACUACUUGACGGUCAACUCGUUCUCCUACAUCCUAUCGCUCUUGACUGUGAUUCCCCAGAACAUUGAAACGGUGUCCAAGGACGAAAAGAACAACUACUACUCGCAGCCCAUAUACAACGUUGGUUUGAACGACUUAACGGGGCUGGAUCUCUUGAAGACAAAAGCGUACGUGGCUUCAACCAACGACGACGUCUUGCUCUACCAGAAAAACUUGUUUGACAUUGCCGUAAUUAUCAACGACGAGGAAAGCGACUAUCCUGCCAUUUAUAACCACAAGGACAUGGGUGGAGCCCUCGACCAGAAAAAGAAGCUCAAGGCUACCGUCAGGGACUACUACAAGUUCAAGGCCAUCCACAACGAAUUGCACAAGUCCACUGGCUCCAGGCUAACCACUGAGUUCACCAACAAGACCAACAUGUCCACCGACGACUUGAAUUCGGUGCACACAAAGAUCUCGUCGACAUCGUUGAACCAGUUUGAUGACGAGGUCGCAGACGAGCCUGCGUGGUGGGUGAACGAUGCCACAGAGGCAGUCUCGUGGAGAGAAUCCAUCUGGUCGGCGUUCUCGUGGUUUGCCAGUGCUGGCCAGGUGGUGAGUAACACCCACAGUGAGCCGUUAUCCAAGAACGAUCGCAACGGAAGCUUGGAUAUGAUGCAAUUGGUGAAUAUCGUCGGGUUCUUCCACAGCUUGACCAAGAAAUGGAUCUACUUGAUCAACGAGAUUGUCAUAGAGCAAUUGGAGGAGCAGAACCCCGGGGACGAGGAUGCUUCACUCUUCUCUUCGUUGACUUCCAACCACAAAAUUAGCUUGGAGCUUACCUACCAGGACUUGGUAGACAUGGAGCUCGAUCCGUAUUAUGCCCAGGACGUGGAGUUUGUAAGGGAGUUUGUGAUGUUGUACUGGGGAUCUGUGGUGGAGAAUGUGGAUAUCGGGAUGGGCAUCACUGGCAUAUGCUGCUGA